Cladocopium goreaui is the source of this 249-nucleotide messenger RNA. The record is from the annotation of a GenBank genome assembly. Lineage: Eukaryota; Dinophyceae; Suessiales; Symbiodiniaceae.
AUGCAAAGACCUUGCUCUCUGGAUGCUGCCUCCACCCAUUCCCUUGAGUUCGCUGAGGCACAUUUCAGCGGGCGUCCUCCCGUUUCGAUGCCACUUGAGGCACUUCUUCCGAAGGGAUCGCCGAAAUCAACCAAGCCGGGACAAAAAGAGGUGGACCCACAAGCUGAGCAGGAAAUUCAGCAAGGCAAUGGACCGGGGUGGUUGCAUCCUCCAGUUGCCUUGGUUGCGGAAACUUAUGCAGAUGGGUGA